UACUCUAAAUCUCCAAGUGUUUCACACGUUUUCUUAGACAUAUCUGUGACAUUGAAAUAGUUUUGGGGCCAGAAUAAUCACAGUCUCAUGUUUUCUCUUUGUAUCUGUAAAAUCUGUAUCGCUGAGAAAAAAGUCUGAAGUCCAGACCUCAAAACACGCAGUAAAUGACUACAUUAACUUUAAAGCCAUGUUAGGAUUGAGCCAAAGUGGUGGUUACGUGUUUGUUUUUGGUGAGAGCGGCAGCGAGCUGCGUUGGCUGUAAUCCUUCCUGCCUGUGUGAUUGACAGCCACAGGUUUAGUAGCAGCAGCAGCAGCAGGAGGAGGAGGAGGAGGAGGAGGAGCAGCAUGUUCCACCUUCAAAAUCUGGAGGAAAGCAUCAACAGAAAUCACCCCGACCGUGAUCUGCAAGGUCACGAACAACAUCACUGAUUGAUGCUUCUCACCAUUUCUCUGGAGCGUGGCUGUUUUUGGGCUUUGCAUGCUAUGGAUCACACACUCUUUGGAUGCCUCAGGAGCCCCCACGCCCCGGCCCAAGCCCUGCAUCCCGCCUUCACCCAGUCACCUCUGACCCUCCACGGACGCUCAGACCAUGUCUCCUACCCGGACCUGGCCUCUUCCUCGUCGUCCUCCUCCACCUCCUCGCCGGCUCCCUGCAUCAUCUCCAGCUACCCGGCCGACGACGGCCUCUUCCCAGGUCACCAUCCCCACCACCACCACCACCAUCACCACCACCUGCACCGCAGCGGCGUAGGACACCUGAGUUCUGAACAACAGCAGCAACAUCACCACCAUCACCAUCAACCGCCCCAGCACCACCAUCAGUCCUGGCACAUCUCCCAGAUGCCGUCGCCAGGCAGCGGCGCCGCCGCCACGGGAGCGCGACACAACCUGUGCAACCCACACGACAGUGGGCCGACACCUCCAGACAUGGGCCACGGUGGCGGGCCGAAUGUGUGUGCCACCACCCCGAGUUUGGGAAAUGUUGGGGGAGGCAGCAGCAGUGCCCCCACUGGGGCCUCUUGUGCGCCUGCAGACUUCGGGAGACAGACUUUAUCGCCUUCGGAGGUUGACAAGAGGAGCGGGAAAAGGAAAAGUGACAGUUCAGAAUCGCAGGAUGGGAAUUAUAAGACAGACGUGGGCAGCAAACCCAGAAAAGAGAGGACGGCCUUCACCAAGGAACAGAUCCGGGAGCUCGAGGCUGAGUUCGCACACCACAACUACCUGACCCGACUACGGCGCUAUGAGAUCGCUGUCAAUCUGGACCUGACAGAAAGACAAGUGAAGGUGUGGUUCCAGAACAGGAGAAUGAAGUGGAAGCGAGUAAAGGGCGGACAGCAAGGAGCAGCGGCGCGGGAGAAAGAACUCGUCAACGUGAAAAAGGGAACUUUGCUGCCGUCGGAGUUCUCGGGAAUUGUGGCUCUGCACCACUCCACGGACUUGUUAGCUAACGAGGACAGUCACGACAGCGACCAGAGCUCAGACCACGCUCACUUGUGAUGCGCAAAGGCACGAGCGUGAGUCCGGGCUUUGCCUUCUCCUCCUCAGGACUUUCCUAACAGGGACUGCUGUUUGCUUUCGUGUCAUCGUGAUACAACGAUGCAAAAUAAGUGUACAAAGACAAAUUAUGUGUGUUUGAAAAUGCAGUCGUGAAAAAGAAAAUUAUGUAAUUUUGACGAACUGGGCAAACAAAUGCUGGCAAAGCUGGUCAAACGAAAUUAAAAUGCCAUUGUUUUUAAAAUAGACAAAUCUCCAUUGAGCAGGCUGACUGCUAAUUGAAGAAGUGGGUCAUAAUAAAGGGGCUAGCUACUUGCUUCUUAAUGCCAAUUGUACGCCAAAACUAUCAAGGGCAUCAUUUGCCACAUUGUGAUUCAACUAAAAAAAAAUGAGAUGCAGCUAUAAAUUAAAUAAAACCUAAUUUCCACAACAAUGGAUUUGGCCUAAGUUAGCGGUAGCUAACUUGUACUCAUGUCCCAUGUUACAGACAGAGUAAAAAAAUGAUCUGGCAUAGUAACAUGCCACAUACACUCUUCAACUUGGCCUACAUCCUGCAUUGGUUUUGGACUUUUGGUCGUCGACUUUUGUCCACGUACAUUAAUCAGGAUGCUACACACAAGCCACCAAAAUGGUGCUGUUCUGUCCCGAUGUACAAUUCAACUAUACAUGGCUCUUUCCUCUCCUUUGGUUACAAUGGUAGCCCACAUUUGAUUGGCCAUAACUUUGAAUGAAGUUUAAGGCAUUCAACAAUGUUUGUGGUCUGAAAACAUUGACAACUCUAAUUAUAAUAUAAAUAUUAUAAGUUUAAAAAAGAAAAACGUAAAACAUUCCAUGUUUUAUGCCGUGAGUAAUGCAUGCUGUGGCCGUGAUUUGCACUGUUAAACACUUCGUCCGUGCUGCCAUCGCCAUCUACUGUACAAAUGUAUAGAACUACACAACUGCAACUGAGGUUAUGAAAGUAAAAUACAUGAAAAUGUGUUGGGAAUAAGAUUCAGUCAGGCUAAAUAAUAUAAAUAAGCUUUACAGAACUGUCAGUGUGAGUCUUACAGGGACUAAAUAAAGGGUGUUUUAUCCAACGUA
This is a messenger RNA of Cynoglossus semilaevis (tongue sole), 2574 nucleotides long. RefSeq names its product mesenchyme homeobox 2a (gene meox2a). Gene Ontology annotation, molecular function: RNA polymerase II cis-regulatory region sequence-specific DNA binding; DNA-binding transcription factor activity, RNA polymerase II-specific. The transcript has 4 exons. Gene Ontology annotation, cellular component: nucleus. The record is from RefSeq and is a predicted model, not a curated record. NCBI's taxonomy places the organism in Eukaryota, Metazoa, Chordata, Actinopteri, Pleuronectiformes, Cynoglossidae. Gene Ontology annotation, biological process: somite development; positive regulation of transcription by RNA polymerase II. The coding region runs from base 433 to 1497 and encodes 354 amino acids.